AUAAAAGAGAAGGGAUGGAGAAAAUAGAGCUCGUGUUCUUUCCUGUAUGUGGAGCUGGUCACCUGUUCUCAACGGUUGAGCUCGCGAAGCGAAUUAUCGAUCGAGAUGAUCGUCUCUCCAUUACCGUCCUGUGUAUGCAGCCACCAUCUUCUUGCGGUAUUGACCCUUAUGUCGAAUCGCUUGCUGCCUCUAUCCCUGCCAUCCGUUUCAUUGCUCUGCCUCAGGUCGAUCCACCGUCGCCAGAAGUUUAUACAAGUCCAGAAGGGUUUGCAUCUCUCUUCAUUCAAAGUCACAAACCACACGUUAGGAACGCUCUCACCCAACUUAUAUCGUCCUGUUCGGGUGCUGGUACGGUUCGAGUCGCUGGGUUGGUGAUCGAUUUCUUCUGCACCUCCAUGAUCGAUGUAGCCAACGAGUUCGGCAUCCCUUCGUACUUGUUCUUCUCUUCUACCGCUGGCCUACUGGGUCUUAUGCUCCACCUACCAACACUCGAUACUCAGAUUCCCACUGCCACCGAGUUUAAAGACGCGGACACUGAGUUAAAAUUCCCAACUUUUGUCAACCCAGUUUCUCCAUUCUCCUUGCCUAAGCCCAUAUGGAACGGAAACGAAGAUGGCUAUAAAUGGUUCCUUUAUCACUGCCGCAGGUUCAAGGAAACGAAGGGCAUCAUAAUAAAUACGUUUGACGAGCUUGAAUCCCAUGCCAUUAACUCGCUGUCUGAUGGUCAAACACCGAAGGUUUAUCCGGUUGGGCCGUUGCUUGAUCUUGAGGGUCGGUCGUCGCACUCGCUGUCCCACCCCACCCAGUACAAGGAAAUCAUGAAAUGGCUCGACGAACAGCCUCCGUUGUCGGUGGUGCUCCUGUGCUUCGGCAGCUUGGGCGGCUUUGACAAAGCUCAGGUAAAGGAGAUAGCCAUUGGCCUUGAGCGGAGUGGUCACCGGUUCUUGUGGUCGCUCCGUCAAGCAAGUAAGGAGAAGGGUAUGAUCAUGUCCGGUGCUUAUCCGAAUCCGGAGGAAGUUUUGCCUGAUGGGUUCUUGGAACGAACGGAGGGAAGGGGGAUGAUCCGUGGGUGGGUACCUCAGGUAAAGGUCCUGGCCCACCCAGCCAUCGGAGGGUUCGUAUCUCACUGCGGAUGGAACUCGAUACUGGCGAGUCUAUGGCAUGGUGUACCUCUGGCGACAUGGCCACUCUAUGGGGAGCAGCAUCUAAAUGCGUUUCAGUUGGUAAAGGAAUUGGGGUUGGCGGUGGAGUUGAGGUUGAAAUACAGGAACGGAGUGGAUUUGGCGAGUGCAGAGGAGGUGGAGAGAAGUAUAAGGGCUCUGAUGGUCGGUGACAGUGAGGUGAAAAGAAGGGUUAAAGAGAUGGGAGAGAAGAGUAGAGCGGUUUUCAUUGAAAGUGGGUCUUCAUUUGCUUCAUUAGGACGCCUGAUUGAGGAUCUGAUGCACAACUGAUGGGAGGAGAGCGGAGAAAUCUCUGAAACAGUUCAGUUUUUCAGUCGUCACUGUAGUUGGUUUCCUCCU
Molecule: messenger RNA, 1520 nt
Organism: Nelumbo nucifera (sacred lotus)
Lineage: Eukaryota; Viridiplantae; Streptophyta; Magnoliopsida; Proteales; Nelumbonaceae
Source: RefSeq, a predicted model, not a curated record